This is a messenger RNA of Arabidopsis arenosa, 1507 nucleotides long. The record is from the annotation of a GenBank genome assembly. Lineage: Eukaryota; Viridiplantae; Streptophyta; Magnoliopsida; Brassicales; Brassicaceae.
AUGAUCACAAACAUGGCAACAUCAACUUCAAUAUUUCUGACUUGUUCAACCAUGAAUAUACCUUUACUAAAACCUCUCUUAAUCUCUAGUUAGCUUUGACUAAUAAUCACAAAAAACCAUGGAUCACGAUCUCGACAAAUUCCCUUUACUCUCUUACGUCCUUCACCAACAUGACUCCAAUCUCCACCCGCCGCCGUCUAUGGCUGCGCAAGAAACUCUCCUUCCUUCUUUUCCUCUUCUCUCCGAUCCUCAGAUCAUGUCCUCGUUGACUCAAUCCAUCCCCACAACCAUCACUCAGACGCUUUUCGUCUUCAACUCUCUCGGCUCUCGACCGGAUCCCUUAGCGGUUUCCUCUGCUCGGUCCAAGAUCGCUCAGAUUAUGGAUUCGCUCUCGCCGGAGGAAGCGGCGAAGGAGUCGGAGAUUUACACCGGAGUUGUGCGGUUGGAUGAGGUACACGAUAGUUACGAGAAGAAGUUGAAGGAUAUAGAGGAGGAGCUUUCUAGGGUUUAUGCUACAGAGGUGGAAUCGUUAUUGAGAAGCGGCGAAGAAGUGAAUGAGGAGGUUGUUGCUGUGCUCAAGGCGGCUGAAUCCGGCGAAAUCAAUGAGAGGAUCAAUCUCUCCGGUCAAGAACUUAAGCUUCUCCCUGAAGCGUUUUGGAAAUUAGUUGGCUUAGUUUACUUGAAUCUCUCUGGCAAUGACUUGACGGUUAUACCUGAUGCAAUCUCGAAACUCAAGAAGCUAGAAGAGCUCGAUGUAUCUUCGAAUUCUCUUGAAUCUCUUCCUGACUCUAUAGGGAUGUUGCUUAACCUUAGGAUCCUUAAUGUGAAUGGGAACAAUCUAACCGCUCUCCCUGAGAGCAUCGCGCAUUGCAGGUCACUGGUUGAGUUAGAUGCAAGCUACAACAACUUGACUACAUUGCCUACAAAUAUUGGAUACGGAUUACAGAACCUCGAGAGAUUAUCGAUACAGCUGAACAAACUCCGUUACUUUCCAGGUUCGAUAAGCGAAAUGUAUAAUCUAAAGUAUCUUGACGCACACAUGAACGAGAUCCACGGGAUACCAAAUUCUAUCGGGAGACUAACGAAACUCGAGGUUCUAAACCUAAGCAGCAAUUUCAACAACUUGAUGGGUGUUCCUGACACAAUCACUGAUCUAACUAACCUGAGGGAGCUUGAUCUAAGCAACAACCAAAUCCAAGCGAUACCGGACUCGUUUUACAGGCUGAGGAAGCUGGAGAAACUGAACUUGGACCAGAACCCGCUUGAGAUCCCGUCUCAAGAAGUGGCUAAUCAAGGAGCUGAAGCGGUUAGAGAGUUUAUGAGGAAGAGAUGGGGUGAGCUUAUGGCAGAGCAGCAACAGAGGAUUGGCGUUGAGGCUGAGCGACAUGGAAAUGAAACCGGGUGGGUCUAUUGGGGAACCUCCAUGGUUACUAAUCUUGUUUCUGGAGUGACCCAGACCAUUGGAUUUUGUUGAGAUUGAGUUCUCGAUUAAAUCUGCAACAAGGGA